GCAAUCGAUUCAGCAAUCCAAGCAAACCCCCCAAAAAAAAACCAAACCUCCAAAAAUGUUCAAAUUCGUUGCCUUCUUCGCUUGCCUGGCUGUGGCCGCCGCUGCUCCCGGUCUGAUUGCCGAGACCCACUCGAUUGUCCAGCCAGCGAUUCUGGCCAAGACCGCCUACGUGGACACCAGCGCCUCCUCGGCCAUCACCCACCAGAGCAAUGUGAACUUGGUGCGCAAGGUGCCAGUGGUCUACUCCGCUCCAGUUGUCCAUGCUGCUCCAGUUGUCCAUGCUGCCCCCGUGGUCCAUGCUGCCCCAGUUGUCCAUGCCGCUCCUCUGAUCAAGACUGUCAUCCCAGCCGCUCCCCUCAUCAAGACUGUGGUGCCAGCUGCUCCUCUGCUCCACACUGUGGUCCCCGCUGCUCCUCUGGUCAAGACUGUGAUCCCAGCUGCCCCACUUGUCCACUCCGUCCAGGUCCAGCCUCUGGUCCACUCUGUGCACAGUGCCCCAGUUGUCUACUCCGCCUACCACAAGUGAAUUGACUAAAAGUGCUUUAAUAGGGUCACGACAAAAUUGUUAAACGAAAAAAAUUAGAACCAAUAAAACAAUGGAUUGAAAAUAA
Molecule: messenger RNA, 611 nt
Organism: Drosophila rhopaloa
Lineage: Eukaryota; Metazoa; Arthropoda; Insecta; Diptera; Drosophilidae
Product: A-kinase anchor protein 14
Exons: 2
Coding region: 56-526 (156 amino acids)
Source: RefSeq, a predicted model, not a curated record